AUGUCUGAAGAGGAAAAGAAGGUGUACCUGGAGGAUUGGAGGAGUGCUAAAGAAUGGGGAGGGUUUCUCUAUAGUAUAGAAAGAUGGGAACGGAUAGCUGAGGUGGAGAAGAUAGUGUGCAAUGCAUGCAAGGAGAUCUGUCUUGGGCUGAGGGAGGAGGAGCUUCUGGGAUUGCUAGCCGAGGGAGGUAUGAAGAAGACUUUGAAAGAGGAAUUCAGCGAAGAUAAGGCCAAAGAUGCAAGAUAUCUAGAAUAUAUUGUUGUUGAUGACGUGCUGUUGCUGGAUGCACACAGAGAAUAUGGAGGAGAGGUCACCAAAGAGUUGGUUAGGCAGAUGCUGCUGGGGAAGGAGGGAAAGGAUAUAGACAAAAGAUAUGUAGACAGGGUUGCAGGUGUAGUCAGAGAAAGACAGAGGAAAAGAGAAGAGGAAACGGAAAGGAGUGUGAAAGAGCUGGUGGGGGACGAGGAGAAGGCGAAGAGUAAGGAGGAGAAGGCGAAGAGUAAGAGGGGGAGGAAGGGGAAGAGUGCUUCUGCACCCUCGGAACAAGAGGAGGAGAAGAAGGAGAGCGAGGUAGAGGAGGCUGAGCAGGGCGGGGAAGUAGAGGCGCUGCCGGUGGAGGUUGGAGGUGCACGCAGCAAGGGGGGCAAGAAGAAGAGCAAGGGUGGUCGGAAGUGUUUCAAGAUCCACAGAAGGGUUCUUCGGUGGACGAAGAGCCCUGAGAAGAUCAAGGAGGAGUGGGACAAGGGAAGUGAGGAGAGGUGGAAGGGAAGGUCUCUUGAAGAGAUCAAGGAGCAGAAAAUAGUGCAUGAUAUAACGGGUGUGCUGGAACUUCUCAGGAGUGAAGAUGCAGACAGAUUCUUCAUGGAUGCAGGAAAGUACAGGAAGGGCGGGAGUGAGAGGCAGAGGAUGGUGGCGAUUGGAGCUCUUGAGACUGGGGGACAGAGGAUGACAGGAGUGGUGGAGGUUGGGACGUUCAAGGAUGGGGAUGGAUGUCCGGUUGUGUACCACCUGAGGUUCAAGCCAACCAGUAUAGGGUCGAUAGGAGAUGUUAUAAACCCAGGGGUUGUUGAAGCAAGUGAUGUAGGCAGGGUAGACGAGGGUGAAGAAUGUGAGGAUGCGGACAAGUUUGUGUAUCCAAAAGGAGUAAGGUUUGAAACGGUGAAGGAGACAGGAUCAUUUCAGAUAGUGUGGAAGAAUCCUUCGGAUACCUCUGAGGUUCUCCGUCGUCUUAUUGUUUAUUGCAGGCCAUGUGUGAUCUGA
This is a messenger RNA of Encephalitozoon cuniculi GB-M1, 1260 nucleotides long. RefSeq lists its product as uncharacterized. NCBI's taxonomy places the organism in Eukaryota, Fungi, Microsporidia, Unikaryonidae. Bases 1 to 1260 code for a protein of 419 amino acids. The record is from RefSeq and is marked provisional. The transcript has a single exon.